GGUGCUCUUUUGCUCCGACUGGCUUGCCGCGGAGGAGGCGAAGAGGGGACCAGCGCUGGGGGGCUGGCUCGGGCGGCAGCGGUGGCUGCUGCGGAUGGGAGCUGGCUGGCUUGCCGCGCCCAUGGAGCGCCACGGCAGGGCCGCCGCCACUUCUGCCUCGUCGGCCCGGGAACCGGUGUUCGGGGGCCCCGAUGGGCGGCGGCGGGAGCCACUGCGGCGCCGGGCGAACAGCGCGUCAGCCCCUGCCGUCGGGGCCUCGGCUUCGGCCUCGCCUUCGGGGGAGGGCGUAAGGCGGGAUCGGCCAGGCUCCUACAGCGGCGCUACCUCGGUCUCCCGUCAGCGCGUCGAAAGCCUCAGGAAGAAGCGGCCGCUUUUUCCUUGGUUUGGCUUGGAUAUUGGUGGAACCCUGGUCAAGCUGGUUUAUUUUGAACCCAAAGACAUCACUGCUGAAGAAGAAGAGGAAGAAGUGGAAAGUCUUAAAAGCAUUCGGAAGUACCUGACCUCCAAUGUGGCUUAUGGGUCCACGGGUAUUCGGGACGUGCACCUGGAGCUGAAGGACCUGACUCUGUGUGGACGCAAAGGCAAUCUGCACUUUAUACGCUUUCCCACUCAUGACAUGCCUGCUUUUAUUCAAAUGGGCAGAGAUAAAAACUUCUCAAGUCUCCACACUGUCUUUUGUGCCACUGGAGGUGGAGCGUACAAAUUUGAGCAGGAUUUUCUCACAAUAGGUGAUCUUCAGCUUUGCAAACUCGAUGAACUAGAUUGCUUAAUAAAAGGAAUUUUGUAUAUUGACUCUGUUGGAUUCAAUGGACGGUCACAGUGCUAUUACUUUGAAAACCCUGCUGAUUCUGAAAAAUGUCAGAAGUUACCGUUUGAUUUGAAAAAUCCAUACCCUCUGCUGCUGGUGAACAUUGGCUCUGGGGUUAGCAUCUUAGCAGUAUAUUCCAAAGAUAAUUAUAAGAGGGUCACAGGUACCAGUCUUGGAGGAGGAACUUUUUUUGGUCUUUGCUGUCUUCUUACUGGUUGUACCACAUUUGAAGAAGCUCUGGAAAUGGCAUCACGUGGAGAUAGCACCAAAGUGGAUAAACUAGUGCGAGACAUUUAUGGAGGGGACUAUGAGAGGUUUGGACUGCCAGGCUGGGCUGUGGCUUCAAGCUUUGGAAACAUGAUGAGCAAGGAGAAGCGAGAGGCUGUGAGUAAAGAGGACCUUGCCAGAGCGACUUUGAUCACCAUCACCAACAACAUUGGCUCAAUAGCAAGAAUGUGUGCCCUUAAUGAAGUAAGGGGACAUGGAUUUCUUUAGUUGCUCUGAGGAAAAUACAGAACUUACUAUGUGGGCCCCACCUUGUAUACAGCGUCUGUCUUCUCCGAACAGUGCCUAAAUGUAGUUAACAUUAACCAGGUGGUAUUUGUUGGAAAUUUCUUGAGAAUUAAUACGAUCGCCAUGCGGCUUUUGGCAUAUGCUUUGGAUUAUUGGUCCAAGGGACAGUUGAAAGCACUUUUUUCGGAGCAUGAGGUA
Cervus elaphus (red deer) is the source of this 1519-nucleotide messenger RNA. It is a transcript of the gene PANK2, whose product is annotated as pantothenate kinase 2. The coding region runs from base 95 to 1303 and encodes 402 amino acids. The transcript has 6 exons. The record is from RefSeq and is a predicted model, not a curated record. Gene Ontology annotation, biological process: coenzyme A biosynthetic process. Gene Ontology annotation, molecular function: pantothenate kinase activity; ATP binding. Gene Ontology annotation, cellular component: cytosol; nucleus. Lineage: Eukaryota; Metazoa; Chordata; Mammalia; Artiodactyla; Cervidae.